UAAAUCGGUUUCAUUUCUUAGCAGCAACUUCCCUUUAAACUAGCACCAAUAAUAUACUUCAAAUUUAAGUUGUCAUUAUCCAUACCUAAACCUUCAAUUUUUUUUUCUGGUGAACAUUCAAAUUUAAGUUGUCGAUUUUUCGACAAAAGUCUUCUGAAGAGAUGGUUCGCUAAUAAAUGUAACGGUUAGUGGCGCCCAACUUAAUUUCCUCCCUGCCUAAGACUUUUUUGUGCUACGAUCAAUUAUCAAUUAUCAUAAUUCAUAAUUCAGAAUUCAUGGUGUCUUCUCCAAACAAAACUUCACCAUUUUUUUUUUCUUUCUCUCUCCUCCGAUCAAACCCAUACGACACGCCGAUAAUUCAACAUUCUUCAUUUUGAACAAACCCAUUAAGUCUUAGACUAAACCCAAGUACUACUUCAUUGACUUAAUAAAUUCAUGAUUGAUCGUGUUUUUGGAGUUUGAAUUGACUCUGCAAAAAUUACUAUAAAUUUCUCAGCUUUGUAAAAAGUUCAUACUAUUAAGCUUCAUUUUAGUAGUCUUGUUAGUGAUUGAGGUUUUCUGGGGUUGUUUUUGCAUAAGUUGUUUUUUAUGCACAUAAACUGUUUGAUAUUUGGAGUCACAGAAAAUUUUUCAGGUAAGAAAAUUUGGGGAGCUGGGUUUGUUGUCUGUUUUCAGGUAAGAUCAUGAGUUGCUUUUUUUGUGGUUCAUCAUCCCAAAUCAGCAAAGCAUUGAAAAGGAUUAACAGCAAAGCGAGGCGGCCGCCCUCUGUUUCGACUCUGUUGCCCAGAAGACAAUCACAGCUUGACGACAAAGAAUUAAAUACAGCUGAAAGGGCUAAUAAAGAUAGUGGUCCAACCAUCAAGCAAGAAAUUUUUACUUUCCAAGCACUAACUGAUGCAACCGAGAAUUUCAGUCAAGAAUGUUUGAUAGAUGUAGGCAGCUUUGGGAAUGUUUAUACAGGGAAACUCGGAGAAACUGAAGAGAUAGUAGCUGUCGAGAAAUUGGACAGUAAUGGAUCACGAGGACACAGAGAAUUUCUUUCACAGGUGUUGAUGCUGAGCCUCCUUAAUCAUCCAAAUCUGAUAAAACUUAUAGGAUACUGUGCUGAAGGGGAUGAGAGACUUCUAGUACGUGAAUAUCUACCUUUGGGAUCCCUGGACCAGCAUCUUCAUGACAGAUCAUCCAAGCACAAACCCUUAGAUGAUUAUACAAGAAUGAAAAUAGCACUGGGGACUGCUAGAGGUCUAGAAUACAUACACCAUACAGCUGUCCCCUCUGUAAUUUACCGCAACCUGAAACCCUCCAACAUCUUACUAGACAAUGAAUUCAAUGCUAAGCUCUCUGACUUCGGGCUAUCUAAGCUUGGACCUUCCGAUGACAAAACACAUGUCUCCGCAAAGGUAAUGGGAACCUUUGGCUACAUUGCACCUGAGUACGAGAAAAAUGGUCUGUUGACUGUGAAGGCAGAUGUAUAUAGCUUUGGAGUUGUUUUAUUAGAGUUGAUCACAGGGCGAAGAGCUGUUGACAUCACAAGGCAAGCUAAUGAGCAGCAUCUGGUCUCUUGGGCCCAUCGGAUAUUAAAGGAACCAAAGAAGUUUCAAGAGUUAGCUGACCCACUUCUUGAGGGGAAUUUCCCAGCUAAAGGAUUAAACGAAGCACUCGCCGUGGCAGCAAUGUGUCUCCAGAAAGAACAAACAGCACGACCCAUGAUGAGCGAUGUGGUCACAGCCAUCAUGUAUCUCACAUCAGAUAACCUUAAUCACAAUACAGCGUCUCCUCCUUACGAACAUUGUGUAAAGCCUAAUAACAUGAUGAUGGAUACCAAUGAAUUUGAUCAUGGAAAUAGCGUUGACGUGCUCCCUUCAACUCAGAGCCUGAAGACUGAAUAGCCUGUAACAUCAUUUUUUUUUGUAUUUUUCUCUCAUUUUCUUUCCUCUCUUUGAGUCUUUGUAGAAUAUCUCAUGUGUAUAACCAAAAGAUUUCGGCUUGCUUUUUUGUCUUUUGCUUUUUAUUGGCUGAUUAUUGCCUUUGGCUUUAUUUAAACUAUCAUCCCUCGAUGAAAAGAUAUUGUUUGUUAGAUGUAAAUUACUAUGACUUACAAUAUAUCUUGUAUGUAUGUUUGUCUA
This is a messenger RNA of Beta vulgaris subsp. vulgaris (sugar beet), 2126 nucleotides long. Its product is annotated as probable serine/threonine-protein kinase PBL25. NCBI's taxonomy places the organism in Eukaryota, Viridiplantae, Streptophyta, Magnoliopsida, Caryophyllales, Amaranthaceae. The record is from RefSeq and is a predicted model, not a curated record. Gene Ontology annotation, molecular function: ATP binding; protein kinase activity. Gene Ontology annotation, biological process: protein phosphorylation.